Arabidopsis lyrata subsp. lyrata is the source of this 2431-nucleotide messenger RNA. RefSeq lists its product as uncharacterized. Bases 137 to 517 code for a protein of 126 amino acids. Gene Ontology annotation, biological process: regulation of protein localization to cell surface; double fertilization forming a zygote and endosperm; regulation of double fertilization forming a zygote and endosperm. Lineage: Eukaryota; Viridiplantae; Streptophyta; Magnoliopsida; Brassicales; Brassicaceae. Gene Ontology annotation, cellular component: extracellular region; vesicle. The record is from RefSeq and is a predicted model, not a curated record. The transcript has 4 exons.
CUUUUUUCUCUCUUAUAUUUACAAAACCCUACAAAACCUUUAUAGGCUUCACCAAGAUUCAAGCAUCAAUUCAAGCCGCUAUAAAAAUAUCACUUACAUUUGUUAAUUAAGUAUUAGCAUUUGUUUCUUCAUCAUCAUGAUGAAACCAAUUUCUCUCGUACUCGCCCUUCUCCUCUCAUCAUCCUUUGCACCUCUAGCCGCAACCGCAUUCUCCUUAUUCCCGUUUCCGUUCCCGCUUCCACUUCCAUUUUCGCUCCCUUCCAUCUUCGGUGGAAUUAUCGGUAACAGUGAUAAUAGCGAGUUAGCUAGGAUGUGUUUUCCAGACCUAGGAGACGGAGAAGCCUGUGUGGCGGAAAUCUUCGGUUCAUUCUUUAACCGUCAAAUCACGAUAGGACCAGAAUGUUGCAAGGCCAUUGUUGAGAUCGACGAAGACUGUACUCAAGCCAUUUUCAAACCACUCAGCAAUUCUUUCUUUAGUAGUUCUGUUAAGCAGUAUUGCACUUACAUUAAUAAUUGAUCGAAAUUUGUUUUAGGUUUACUUUAGCUGUGCUUGUUCUAUUUAAUUUCUUUUGUUUCUGUUUUAUCAUCAGGAACUUUGUUUUUUUUUCUAAAGUUUAAAGGAAAUUUUGAGUUGGAAUAAUAUUUCACCGAGGAGUUGUUAUAUUUAUUUUAAUUUCAUAAUGAUUUCUUAUCAUCUUUUAAGAUGGUUUACAAUUACUUAUAGACUUGUUUUAAAAGAUUAAACCAAAAUUAUCGUUUACAAUUUCAUUUUUUGUUUUUACACUUUAACCUUGUCCCUGGGCUUUGUUGUUGUGGAUCUUCUAGGUUACUUGUUUACACUGGCUCGCCGCCUUACUAUUUGAAAUCGACAAUUUGUAUUUUUAUUUUCUUUCUUAAAGAUAGUUAAUUUGGGACCGAUAUUUUAAAUUUGUUUAAAAUUUCUUUUGAAAAUAAAUUGAUGGCCAUAGAAUCUGGAUUUUGUUAAACGAUAGUAUCAAAACAUUGACUGUUUUGGAGUUUCUUACGUACUAAUUAACGAUAUAAGCAUCGUACGUAACAACUAUCAAACUAGUGGUGUUUUUUUUUCUUUCCAAGCCAUCAAAUAUUUAAAUACUAUAUGUUUACAGUACAUUUACAUAAAAUAUACUAAGAGAAUAAAGUUGGUUUUGAUUGGUAUGUGUUCCAUCAAUCAAUGAAUAAAAAACAAGCUAAUAAAGGAAGAAAAGUCGAAGAAUAAAAUUCGCCUUUGCUGAAAGUUGACAAAGAAUAUUACUUUUCUUGGAGAGCAAGUGAGAUAAAGAGAAUUCACCAAUACACUACGUGUGCAAAUACAUAUCUUGAAUCUUCCAUGGCUUUCAUCAGUACACCAUUUAAGAUUUCGACUAAAAGACCAAAAUGUAUUCGCUCACAUCACAUCACUGUAAAAUUAUAUUUUCAAUAUCAAGUAUAUUAAAUGUCUAUAUGAAUAGGACACCAAAUCAAUAUAUGAUAUGUUAAGAGGUGAAUAAAAUAUUAAUGUUAUGCACACAGACGUAAUAACAAGAAAAACAACUCAAAAGUUGAAAAUUCUGUUUUCUAUCAAUUUUAAUUUUACAGUAUUUUAACAAAGAAUUUUAAGAAAAAAGCAAAUAGAGAGAGACCUAGUAGCUUCAAGAAUCUCCAAAUCACAAUCCAGAAACAGUUAAAAGAAAAAGACAUUCAUUAAAUAUCUCGAAUUCUGUGUGCGCCAAUAUUCUCCAAAGUCUAAACCAUCAAUCAAACCGGUUAUACAUUCUAUAAAUUAGACUACCGUAAUCAAUUUCCACUUAGAAAUCAUCGAGAGAGAGAGAUAUAGAGAGAGAUGGGAAAGGCACGUACAGUGGGAGUGGGAAUGGACUAUUCUCCGACGAGCAAAUUAGCUCUCCGGUGGGCGGCGGAGAAUCUCCUUGAAGACGGCGACACCGUCAUCUUGAUUCACGUCCAACCGCAAAACGCCGAUCAUACCCGCAAAAUCCUCUUCGAGGACACCGGUUCACCGCUAGUUCCUUUGGAGGAAUUUAGAGAGAUUAAUUUGUCUAAACAGUAUGGACUUGCUUACGAUCCUGAGGUUCUUGAUGUUCUUGAUACUCUCUCUAGGGCUAAAAAGGUGAAGGUUGUGGCAAAGGUGUAUUGGGGAGAUCCAAGAGAGAAACUUUGUGAUGCUGUCGAAAAUCUUAAACUCGAUUCCAUUGUUCUUGGCAGUCGAGGUUUGGGUUCUCUCAAAAGGAUCUUGCUAGGUAGUGUGAGCAAUCAUGUGGUGACAAAUGCAACAUGUCCAGUCACAGUUGUUAAGGCUAAUUAAAGUCUCUCUUGUUCUUUAAUUGGACCCAGUUAAUAACUUUAGUAGUUACGUGUGUCACUCAUGCAUUGUUUUGAUAUUUAUUAUUUUGUUGCCUUUUGCAAAUUUGUGAAA